Molecule: messenger RNA, 4946 nt
Organism: Acanthoscelides obtectus
Lineage: Eukaryota; Metazoa; Arthropoda; Insecta; Coleoptera; Chrysomelidae
Source: the annotation of a GenBank genome assembly
AUUUUUGACGGUUGUUGUGGAAGGUUAUGGCAAAGGAGAUGUGUCUGUCAGUGGAAUGGUGGUUCGAUAAAUGCUAUUCAAAAUGUUGAUAUCAAAGUGGUUUUAAAAUAUCCGAAUGGACACUCACGUGAAAAAGAGUGCAAGGAUGAAGGCGAAACCUUCCAAACGGAUGGUUGGGAUGAUUAUACGAUCUAGAAAAUCAAUUGCAAAAGAUGCUGUCAUGACGGCAUCUGGUAUAGGACAGCCCAGCCUUUACCAUGCACUGGUGGUCAUCUUUCUGGAGUUUUUUGCCUGGGGCCUACUCACAAUGCCUCUUAUAUCAGUAUUAAAUAACACGUUCCCCGAUCAUACGUUUCUCAUGAAUGGACUCAUAAUGGGGAUCAAAGGCAUACUCUCUUUCCUCAGUGCCCCUCUUGUAGGGGCCCUCAGUGACGUUUGUGGCAGAAAACUGUUUUUACUAGUCACAGUAUUUUUCACAUGCUUGCCGAUCCCAUUGAUGACCAUCAACACUUUUUGGUUCUUCGCCAUGGUGAGCAUCUCUGGCGUGUUUGCGGUCACUUUCAGCGUCGUUUUCGCUUACGUGGCCGACGUCACAGACGAGAAGGACCGUUCUUUGGCCUACGGACUGGUCAGCGGCACUUUCGCGGCCAGUAUGGUCAUCUCGCCAGCGUUGGGAGCCUAUCUCAUGGAAAGAUGGUCGGUAUCACUGGUGGUAGCGCUAGCGACAGCAGUGGCCAUCCUAGACGUAUUCUUCAUCCUAGUUGCCGUGCCAGAAAGCUUGCCAGAAAAAGUGCGAGUGUCGCCGAUAAGCUGGGAGCAAGCUGAUCCGUUUUCAGCGUUGCGUAACGUUGGAAAGGAUUCGACGAUAAUGUUACUGUGCAUCGCGGUGUUUCUGUCCUAUUUACCGGAAGCGGGCCAGUACAGUUGCAUUUUCGUCUACCUUAAACUAGUAAUGGGCUGGACGCCCUUGAUGGUUGCAGUAUUUGUUGGCCUGGUAGGGUUACUAGCUGUCAUCACACAGUUAUGUUUAGGGAUAUUGAUAAAGAAUCUUGGUUCUAAGCACACGAUUAUGUUGGGCCUACUGUUCGAGAUGCUCCAGCUGCUAUGGUAUGGUUUUGGUACCACCACUUGGAUGAUGUGGGGCGCCGGUAUUCUUGCCUCGAUGAGUUCGAUCACAUAUCCUGCCAUUUCCGCAUUUGUUUCCGUUCACAGCACCGCGGACAGACAAGGCGUCGUCCAAGGUAUGGUGACUGGCAUGCGAGGUCUAUGCAACGGCCUCGGUCCGGCUAUGUUCGGAAUAAUAUUUUACAUGUUCCACGUAGAUUUAAACGCUGAUAAUACAAACAAUGCUACACAUUCCACGACAACAUUCGAAGAGUACUCGCAGCUUGUGCCUGGUCCACCAUUUGUUUUUGGUGCUUUUCUAGUCAUAUGCGCGCUAUUCGUCGCCUCGUUUAUACCUUCCAAAAGUCCUGUGGAGACAAGUAUUCCGCUAGACACCCACUACGAAAUGGAACACGGGCAGAAGGUGGCCGAUUUAUUGGCAACUUUGUAACGGAACAACUGUACCGAAACAUGUGAUUGUGAUUAAGAUGUGAGGUAAAUAGAAGAGUCUAAUUGGUGGACAGUAUUUUCUUCAUAUACAAAGGACUAUCAAAGGUUAGAGUUGUCAUUGUGCCGUACGUUAGACUAGAUCAAUGUAACUCAUUUUUUUAACUCUCUGCAAGACAACACUUAUUUAAAAUUACUCAUACUAUAUUCAAAUACAGAACAGUGCAUGCCUUUGCAGUUUUUUUGGUCAAUGAAAAUUGAAAAUAAUGUUCGAAGUACAAGUCCUACCUAGAAAUUGUAUUUUUUUGAAAUAAUAACGCGAGGUAUGUAUUUCCAAACUGUUUCAGUUUAUGAUCCUGUAUUGAUAAAAUUUUUAGAACUUGAAGUAAUGGAGAGAAACCUCAGUUGAUACAUUAUACUGCCAGUUCAUAAUAUUCUAAUCAUAUUAGCAAAUUUCCCUAAAAUAAUUGUAAACUCUGGUUUUAUUGGUGCAAGUUGUUCAAGGGCGGUAUUUGAAACAUGGACGCAUAAAACGGGUACACCAGUUUUUGUAAGAAAACUUUAUUCGACAACAAAAAAUGAGAGAAAACGCGUUUUUUGGGAUUCAAUCGAAAGUGUUGACAGAAAUGAAAAAACUUCGUUCAAAGAAAAUUUAAUAGCAAAAUACAUGUGUUUACCUUGCCGAUAUGAAUAACAAACCAUUCCGAAAGAUAAAUGUUAUUUUUAUGCGAAAAACAAAGGUUACGUUUUUUUCUUCUAAACAAAUUCAAACAUUUCGUGUUUGUGAGUAAUUGAACAAAUGCGCUACGAUAUUCGAAAAACAAACCUAUACACAUUUUAAAACAAAGCGGAUGCGUCUAUCAUCUUUUGUUGCAAAUUACUCACGCAUACAAAAUGUUUCAAUUUGUUUAGAAGAAAAAACGUAACCCAUCCUUUUUUGAAUAAAAAUAUCUUUUAUGUUCUGGAAUGGUUUCCGAUUCAUAUCGGCAUGGUAAACUAGUGUAUUUUGCUAUAAAAUGCCCUUUGAACUAAUCCUGUACAAACAACAGGUGUUUUGGGAUAAACAAUUAAAGAUUCUCAAAAACUACUCCAAUUUUGUUGUGAGUAUUUAGAAGUACGAAUCCUCCAAAUUUGAACCAUCGUCGCAUUACCAACAAGUGCCAAAACCUGCAGUUUGCCUCGGUAUUCGGCCAUAACUAUUAGUCAGAUCUUUUCAAGUGCCUCAUCUUGCAAGUCUCGUAAAUACCUAAAAAAAUCUUAUAGGAAGGGUUUUUUCGUUCCUGCCAACACUUUCGAUUGAAUCCCCAAAAACAAUUUUUCUCAUUCUUUGUUAUCGAAUAAAAAAUGUUCCCACAAAAACUGGUGUACCCACAACUUGCAGCAAUAAAACCAGACUUUGCAAUUAUUUCGCAAACCAGGGGUAUUUUCGUCUAAUAUGAUUAGACUAAAUCCCCAACUACGUUUUACCCUUGCGAACAUGUUUUCUCCACUGCACAUGCUCAAUGGCAGUUUUUACGGUUCUCUAUUUUUCCUUAACUUAUCGAUAUUUUUUUGCUCCCAAGUGCCUAUUUGCCAAUAAACUCUAACCAAUCACUAUUAGCAUAAACUUUAUAUUUAUUAUGUAUGUGCUACUAUGACAUUUUAAAAAUAAACGUUAUAAGCUAAAAAAUCAUUUUCGUGUGUCAAGAUGGUCACUUAUUUGGAAAAAUGCAGCAGACCGAAAAGGUCAUGUCGUGGACCAAUGUUUCUUUUUUCAAAUUCCUAACAUAUAAUUCGUUACAUUUGCUUAUGGUCCAAGUGAAAUGCUUGGGCUGUUUUUUAGUCGUUUACUCAAAUUGCCAAAAAUCUGUUUUACUUCGAUAAAAUUGAGCUGGUGUUCUGGUUAGUUGUCUCUUAUACUAAACCAAUGAUGUCAAUUCAAAGCAGACACAACAAAUAAUGAAAUAUUUAUAUGACAAACAUAGAGAUUAUACGUUUUGCACAUAAUAUUAGACAAAAUACAGAAAUGUCUCACUAGCUGUCUUUCUCUGCUUUUAUUUUUAAAUACUUAAUGUACAAAGUAAUAGUCGGUAGGAUAUGUACUAGAAAGUUAUUUUAUAGUUUUCCUUUUAAUUGCGAGACAAUUUCCUCAAUGAUUCUUUUGAAUGGAGUCUCUGUGAACAAAAUGAAUGAGAAUUUUCCGUGGUGAUACCACGCGAGAUAUUUCACGAUCCAAUUUACGUUCAGUUUUGCAAUCCCAGGUUAACUUUAAUGUGAGGUGUGAUAACUUUAAAGUUGGCUGUCAGUUGCCCAGAAAUUCGUUUUCAAGUUUUGGUUAACAAACUCAUAAAUGCUGAUGCGACUUUGUUUUUAAUUUGUGCGUUUCGUGAUGCUCGGUGUUAGUGUUUCAUGUUAACGUUGUAUUAGAGUAAAGUUGACAUUGAAAACCAUUAACUGAGAGUCAACUUGAAGUUAGCAAUGAAUUUGCAGUUAGCUUGCGAUUGAAACAACGCGUAUCAAACUGCUUUAAUAAAAGUGUCUUUUCUUAAGACAGACAUUUUUGCAGUUUAUUUUUAUUUGUUCACACAGACCUAUAACAGGAUGUUCCGAUUAAGUUUUAUUUUUCUGUUGAACCUCAAAGAAAAUGUUGAAAGUAAGAGCAAUAACACCCUAAUGUCUUGUGAAUGGUAUGAUUUUGGCUGUGAACUUAUAAGGAACAUCCUGUACGUCGAACUCUGUAAAAUUGAAGAAAUGCCAUUAGGGUUGCUGUUAGGUAUAACGAUGUUAAAAAAUGACAAAAAUCGAACGUAUGUUUUCUUGAUUUUUUAAUAUUAUGUACACUUUUCUUGGUCUAUAAAAGUAUUAUGUAAUUAGAUAAAAAUAUAUACAUUACUUGUUUCUGAAAUGCAGUUUAAAUUCCAAGGUGUAGCUAUGUGUGUCAUGUAUGUUUCUCAUCAAAUCUUUAGUGACCAAAAUCUACCUCUAUGAAUCUUUAUGUUGACCCAGGCAAGGUUCAAGAAGUAUUCCCUCUGCAGUUAAAACACAAAAUAAAAACAAUCCAAAUCUAACCCCGUUCUUGUUUGUUCCAAUUGGAUUAUGUCUCCAUCAUAAUAAUAAAAAAUAAAUACCCAAGUACUUGCAUCAAAAUGAGAUUCACGUCAGUGCAAUGAUGAUAUUUCCGAAAGAAGCAAUAGCUUGUAUGUCUUGGCACAGAGAAAGCAUUUUCUUCUCAAGCUAAUAAAGUAUGUCCUUUAAUUUUGGCACAAAAUAUUUUUUAAUGAAUGAAUUUAUUUCAACACCAACUAGUUAUUAUACUACCAAUACAUUUUGAUUAUGUUUUCCUUUUUUCCACUUUGUUCUCAAGAUUUUUUUCUUUUGAUUGUUUUUUUUUAUUUCAAUAUAUUUUUACUUUAUAC